AUGCCCCGCUCCCAUUGUGUGAGAGAGACAGUAAAUACUGACACGGCUAGACUACUAAACAUUUAUUUCCCUCCCUGUAAACGCACUUUUUCUAAGGUGACAUUAGGCUGCCAUGGCUCGUACCAAGCAGACUGCCCGUAAGUCCACUGGAGGCAAGGCCCCGCGUAAGCAGCUUGCCACCAAAGCUGCCCGCAAGAGUGCUCCCUCUACUGGCGGGGUGAAGAAGCCCCAUCGUUACAGGCCCGGUACGGUGGCCCUGCGUGAGAUCCGCAGGUACCAGAAGUCCACAGAGCUGCUGAUCCGCAAGCUGCCCUUCCAGCGCCUGGUGAGGGAGAUUGCCCAGGACUUCAAGACCGACCUGCGUUUCCAGAGCGCCGCCAUCGGGGCCCUGCAGGAGGCCAGCGAGGCGUACCUGGUGGGCCUGUUCGAGGACACCAACCUGUGCGCCAUCCACGCCAAGCGCGUCACCAUCAUGCCCAAAGACAUCCAGCUGGCCCGCCGCAUCCGCGGAGAGCGCGCUUAGACACCUCUUAAUGUCCACCCCUUUCCUUCAUCCCUUCUCUGCUCCUCUCUCCCCACAAAGCCAGUCUGUCGAUCCCCCCCUCUCCUCGUACACUCCCCCCUCCCCUUUAUGUCGGUAGUGUUUAGAGUAACAAUGAUCAUGAUGAGAAUAGACUGUGUAGUUGCGUCUUUCUUAGUCUCGUUGGCAGCAGACUUUUAGGGUGCCCUUUUUCGUGCAUGUACCUUGCUUAGUGCUGAUCGGCCACACGCAGAGGAGCUUCAGACUGAUUCAUACCACGUGUGGAACCACCGUGUCUGUCUGUCUAUGUCUUUGUACAGUGAGAAAGCAGGAUGGGGAGAUCCUUUAUGAAUAGAGGGAGGGAGGGAGGGAGACAGGAGAUGCUCUAGGAGGCAGGUAGAGAGAGGCCCAGACAGGUGGUUGGAGAGACAGACGGGUGGUCAGAACAGGACGGCAGUGGUUGGGGUUGGUCUGCUGAAGAGAGUGGCAACUCCCUCAGCAGGGUGCUAGAAUAACUACCCCCAGCCAACCCCUCCCUCCACAGUGUACCGGUCGGAGCGGGAGUGGGUGGGGAGGACGCCCCAGUGAUGUUGUGGGGGAGGGGGUGCUGUGAUUGGUGUCGGCUUGCGGAUGUGUGUUCUGAUCAGCACAGCAAUAUGUAGUCAACUACAAGCAUCUCUCUCGGUUGAAAUAUUGUUAAUUGCAAAAUCGAUGAUUACUAUUAUUAUUGUUGUUAUGGUGUCUAUUUUUUUUAUCCACGUACGUCUGUUAUUUUCACCGCUACAGAAAAGACUUAAAAGAAGAAAAAAAAACAAAAUUAUCAACAAUGUGGAACAAUGUUUUUACAGGAAGAAAAAAGGCUAAAAAUUUCUCAUUUUCAAAUGAAAGCUUCUGCUUAACACAGACAGAGGGGGACACUAUAUGGCAGCAUCUAAUUUUGUCUGUAAUGUUAAAUCUUUCUCCUCUCUCACUCUCCCCUGUUCCCCCUGUCUCCUUUUUCCUAAUUUUGAUUUGGCUUCAGAAUUGACAAAAGUGUAAUGUCAGAUUGGUUCAGUAAUGUGAGGUGACAACAUGUAGCAUAAGUUUGCUCACCCAGCAUCACUUGUCCUCUGCACUGCCCUGUUCAUUUUUCCAUCUUGGUAGCUUACUCUCAGAACCUGGUCAUCUCCCAUUGUAGAUUUAUUUCAGCGGUUUUUAAGACUGGUGUGAUGCUCUAUAUAUAACUGCACCAUUUUUUUCUUAUUUUGAUUUCAAUGUUCUCAGAUGUUUAAAAAAGCUGAUCUUUGUAAUUUCCAGAUUUCUCAUAUUAAGGUGGUAAUAAAUAGAUGUUACACACAA
Molecule: messenger RNA, 1858 nt
Organism: Megalops cyprinoides (Indo-Pacific tarpon)
Lineage: Eukaryota; Metazoa; Chordata; Actinopteri; Elopiformes; Megalopidae
Gene: h3f3c
Product: H3 histone, family 3C
Exons: 4
Coding region: 113-523 (136 amino acids)
Cellular component (GO): nucleosome
Molecular function (GO): DNA binding; protein heterodimerization activity; structural constituent of chromatin
Source: RefSeq, a predicted model, not a curated record